Drepanopeziza brunnea f. sp. 'multigermtubi' MB_m1 is the source of this 369-nucleotide messenger RNA. RefSeq lists its product as uncharacterized. The record is from RefSeq and is a predicted model, not a curated record. NCBI's taxonomy places the organism in Eukaryota, Fungi, Ascomycota, Leotiomycetes, Helotiales, Drepanopezizaceae.
AUGGAAACCAACGCAACAAACCCCUCCCAGCUCGGCGACCCGGUCUCCCUCAAAGCAGAGACGUCCUCGACGUCACCAACCGCGUCCGACAGAGGCUCUGCUGCGUCGUCCCCAUCUUCAGCCGGCGCUGCGAUCCAGAAUAUCAAGAAGGUUGCGCCGACGCCGACGGAAGGAGAUGGGCCGAAGCGAGGAGGCGGAAGCGGGAGUGGGAAUGGGAAUGGAGAGAAGACGUUGAGGCAGCGAGCGAUGAAUAAGUUGGAGGAGAACCCGAGUCAGCUGGGGGAUCCGGUGAGCUUGAAGGCUGAAACGGCGGAUAGCGAGCCGACGAGCGAGGAUAGGGGUGCGAGGAGUGGGAAGUCGAAGCUGUGA